AUGGAAACCCUUCGAUCUUCACUCAAAGAUGCUGAGGACAAGGCUUAUAAUGAGGGUUUGAGAAGGCGGAGAGUGUUAUGGCGGAGCAAAUCCCAGAAUCUUCCCCCGACCGAGGUCCCUGUGGCCAACACCCCUGUCGUCGUUUCUUUUACUGUUCUUAUUGAUGAUUCAACUGUUGAUCCUAUUGAUCCAUCUGAUGUGCUUUAA
Molecule: messenger RNA, 207 nt
Organism: Ilex paraguariensis (yerba mate)
Lineage: Eukaryota; Viridiplantae; Streptophyta; Magnoliopsida; Aquifoliales; Aquifoliaceae
Source: the annotation of a GenBank genome assembly